Phalaenopsis equestris is the source of this 613-nucleotide messenger RNA. RefSeq names its product peptidyl-prolyl cis-trans isomerase Pin1. The transcript has 2 exons. The record is from RefSeq and is a predicted model, not a curated record. Bases 132 to 491 code for a protein of 119 amino acids. Gene Ontology annotation, molecular function: peptidyl-prolyl cis-trans isomerase activity. NCBI's taxonomy places the organism in Eukaryota, Viridiplantae, Streptophyta, Magnoliopsida, Asparagales, Orchidaceae. Gene Ontology annotation, cellular component: nucleus; cytosol.
AAUUUUUAGAAGACUAGUGUGAAAAUUCAGGAUUUCGUAGUCGGUGGUUCUAGUUCAUUUCUCUCAAGGAUCAGAGACUCUCUUCCCCGUUCUUUUCGCGCGCGAGUGAGAAGAGACCAAAUCGUGCGGAUAUGGCUUCAGAGGAACGGGUGAAGGCCUCUCACAUCCUCAUAAAGCACGAAGGCUCGAGGAGGAAGGCGUCGUGGAAGGAUCCCGAUGGUCGCGUGAUCAGUACUACCUCCAGAGAUGAAGCCGCCGCUCAACUGACGGAUCUUCGGGAGAAGAUCGUCUCCGGCCAGGCCCAGUUCGAUGAGAUCGCUUCACGUUACUCUGAUUGCAGCUCAGCUAAGCGCGGCGGUGACCUAGGUCGUUUUGGAAGAGGGCAGAUGCAGAAGCCUUUCGAGGAAGCGGCUUUUGGUCUGGAAGUCGGAGAGAUAAGCGGCAUCGUGGAUACAGACAGCGGCGUGCAUAUCAUCAAGAGGACUGCCUGACUCUGAUGUGAUGGCCUAAACUUUGAUUCAAAAAACCUCCAGAUUGCAUUUCUCUCUGCCUAUUUUGUGUUUCAAACAAUGAUAAUUUGAAGCAGCUGUGACUUUUAUUUAGGCUUUGCUCA